GAGGAAAGUUGCAUUGGUUUCAGGCACCUGCAAUUACCCAAGUGACCAGUAGGUGACAGCCUGUACAAACCGAAAACACACGAGAAGAAACGAACAGCCGAAGAAGACGAACAACCAUAGCAACGAUACAAAACAAGUAUGGCGGCGCUUCUGUUCUUCUUGUUGGAUUAUUUCUGUUUUUUCCUUUUGAUUGUUUCUGUAAAUUCAAAAGAAAAUUCAACGAGUAAUUAUUUUAACUCGACAGCGUGGGAGGACUUGAACUUUACAUCUGAAACGACUUUUGUUGCAUCUACGGAGCCGACGGUGUUUAGCUCAACAACCCGGAGCUCCAGCGGUACGGAGCUGCCGCCUCUGCCCGCCGAGCCCCUGCCUGUCUCCGGCCGCCUUCCCACGCCGGUGACCGCUGUCGACAGCCUGUGUCCCUGUGACGAGCUCGCCGACGUGUGCGACAGCAACUGCUGCUGUGAUGCUGACUGUCAGCAGGAGGUGGCGCUGUUCACCAGCUGCUCAGUCACUGCAGUGAGUGACAGCAAGCAACUGUGCAGCCGCGACGUGGCGAGCUACGCUUUGAGAACCAGAGUCGACGGUUUUUCAGAGCUGCUCACGUCCGUCCAAAAAGAGACGAACUACGACGUCUUCUGCAUCCAAUCAUACAACCACAUAGACGGGUUGUCUCUUCCUCCGCCGGCUCUUCCCACCGACAGAAACUUCCAGAGUCUCUUCCAGCAGUUCAGCAGCUUCAUGUUCGGCCCACAGAGCAACGACCAGGAGCUUCCAGCUGAAGUCCAGAGCUCACCGGGAUACCAGUUUGGAGACGUUCUGAGGACUGCAGACCUGAGCGGGGGGAGGGGGGUGUUUUACCUGCCUGCUGCAGGUGUCACUGCUGCCUGUGUGGACCAGAGUCCAGCAGCGUUCCUGAAGGAUCAGCAGAGCCGGUGUUCCCGGCGUGUGAUCCUGGAGUCGGAUUGCAGCUCCCUGCCUGCUCUCAGCGUGGAUUCCUACUCCAACAUCCUGCUGCUUAACGGGAAGAAUCCAGACGCAGCGGUGCUUCCUGUGGGCGUGUCCUCUGUGGUUCUUCAGUCCACAGAAGGAACUCAGUCUGAGCUGACGGUCGGCACCGGAGACGACCUGCGCCCUGUUCUCCUCAGCAACGGCGUCUGCGCUCGUGUGGUGCUGAAGGUGGUUUACGUGAUCCGAUAUGGCGCGACGGGCGAGCUGGUCAACGCCUCCGUGUCUCUGGUGCUCGGAUUCAUUCGUGAUGCUUCGGUCCUGCUGCAGCAGGACUUCCGGGUCACCUUUGUCCAGGACGGCGGUGAGCUGGCUCUUCACUUCAGCGGAAAUCCCGGUUAUGUGGUCGGACUUCCUCUCCUGUCUGGAUCAAAAACCACAGAAGGGAUCAGCCGGAGCGUGGAGCUCCGAGACGCUCUGUCUCUGCUGCACGGUGGCGAGGAGGAGCAGGACUGUCUGCGAGGUCCUCACCGCCGCUCCCCGGUCCUCUUUGGUCUGAACUCCGUGUCCGGAUGCUCGUUGAGGCUGGAGGACACGACCAACUGCUCACUGGUCAGUCAGCAGCUCCUGGAGGUCCUCCGAGGACCAAACUACCCGCAGUACGUGGCGUCCUUCGGAAACUCCCCGCUGAACAACCAGCUGGACUGGAUCUCCGUCCAGAGCGGCUUCAGUCCUGUGGGGGAGCAAGGCUGCAGCGUCCCACUCUCACUCCAUCUAGAAAUCCAGUGGACCAAGUACGGGUCCCUGGAGAACCCCCAGGCCCAGAUUGUGAGCAUCACGGAGAUCAUCCAGACCAACAGCAGCAGCUUGCCUUUACUGACUGCAGGCGGCAGCAGUUUGCCGGUCCGAAGCUCCGUGGCCUUCAUCCCCGUUUCUGCAGACGCUCUUCCUGGAUACAGAGCCACGCCCACCAUCAACGCCAAACUGCCCUUCGACUUCUUCUUCCCUUUUGUAUGAACGCACCUCUGCGGGGUUCUCAGAAUUAUUUAUGUGAAUAAGAUUUAAUAAACUAUUUUUUCUAUGAAAA
Molecule: messenger RNA, 2035 nt
Organism: Oryzias melastigma (Indian medaka)
Lineage: Eukaryota; Metazoa; Chordata; Actinopteri; Beloniformes; Adrianichthyidae
Product: tectonic-1
Exons: 14
Coding region: 139-1965 (608 amino acids)
Biological process (GO): protein localization to ciliary transition zone; cilium assembly
Cellular component (GO): MKS complex
Source: RefSeq, a predicted model, not a curated record